Pochonia chlamydosporia 170 is the source of this 933-nucleotide messenger RNA. Its product is annotated as phosphorylase. The transcript is spliced from 2 exons. Gene Ontology annotation, molecular function: ATP binding; ATP:ADP adenylyltransferase activity. Gene Ontology annotation, biological process: nucleotide metabolic process. The record is from RefSeq and is a predicted model, not a curated record. The coding region runs from base 1 to 933 and encodes 310 amino acids. Lineage: Eukaryota; Fungi; Ascomycota; Sordariomycetes; Hypocreales; Clavicipitaceae.
AUGACAGUGGAGGGGAGCAUCCGGCUACUAGGCGAUUCAGAGGCGGCCUUAGGCGAUGAGAUUGACAACUGCAGGACGUUGAACGAGACAGACAUUAUAGAGAAAUUCGACAAACUCGUUGACGCUGGAGUCAUCAACUACGAUUACACCUACGCCACUGAGAGUCGCAAGAUCGGAGGACUCGACUUCGAAUUUCGCAUUUCAAAUGUCCUCAAAAGCAAGCCAAAAGACCCAACAAUUCCACACAUCACUAAAAAUGGAACAGUUGCUCUCAAGCAAAGGCCCGGCAGUGACAUCAACACACAUGGCUCCGAAAUUGGCCAACUUGGCGAGAGCCAUUUCCUCGCCUUCAACGGCUUCUCGUGCUACCGUCCGCAUUAUCUGCUUCUGACGCUUGACGGAAAUCGACGCCAAUGGGAGCCGCUGUGCAUCGACGACUUCAGGGCCGUACAUACCUUUCUUGGCUGUGGCGGGGACAAUCUUGUCUUUUUCAACGGCGGCGUCGAAGCUGGGUGCAGCAGGUUGCAUAAACAUCUUCAGGCCAUCCCGAAGCAUUCGUUUAAUGGGAACCCUUGGCGAAACGUAGAUGAAAAUGCGGACGCAAUUCCAUUUGCCUACUUUGAGCAGAAGUUGAAGAUCAACUCGACACCCGAGGCGACUCUGGAGGUGUACAGGGCAGGCUUGGACUUCGUCGAGCGCAGUCUCGGGUACAAGACUACGGAGCAGAAUAGAGCCCCCCCUCACAACGUCAUCAUGGACGGGAUGCGCAUGUUGGUCAUCCCUCGACGAGCGGCAGGGAAUGGUGUGGUUGGAGCGAAUGCCGCUGGGAUGCUAGGCAUGAUUUGGACGCAGAGCGAGGAGACGAUGCAGCUCUGGCUUGACGCUGGUCCGCACAAUGUCCUAGAGCAAGGGGGCUUGCCAGGACUCAUCUGA